Molecule: messenger RNA, 2827 nt
Organism: Amphibalanus amphitrite
Lineage: Eukaryota; Metazoa; Arthropoda; Thecostraca; Balanomorpha; Balanidae
Exons: 3
Coding region: 300-2819 (839 amino acids)
Biological process (GO): proteolysis
Molecular function (GO): metalloendopeptidase activity
Source: RefSeq, a predicted model, not a curated record
GUUUUGGCUGCAUUUAUGCGGAGGACAAGCAAGUUCACCAAACCGUUUAGGCUUUUUAUCAAGGCUCUAAAACUAUGACUUUUGGCUUUUUACAUCGGCAUUAUGAUGUCGAGCUUGGAGGUGUGAUAUUUAUACGUCCCGUGCGGUGUUGACAUAUUUUGCAAGUUCUUUUUCAAGAGCAUGUUUCUUUUCAUUUCGCUAGAAUGACGAGUACAAGGCGUAUGACUAGGAAAUUAUGGCAAAUUGUAAAUUUAAAUGAUCGAACGGUUUGUGACAAAAGGGGUCGAUGACAUGAGUCAAUGCAUAGCUACAUUAUUUACAACAAGUUAGCUUCAUUGUACGUUUGCUUUGCAAUGCUGCACAUAACGCUUCAUAAUGAGACUGAAAUCAUUAACGCUAUGCUUCAAAACAUUGAACAGCCGAAUGGUUGGAAUUUUACUAAAGGAAACAGCUUUCGCGACGAAGUCAAUAAUUUCCAAAUUUAUCGGAAUAAUGAAGAAAAAGAAGUGAAAAUAUUUGAUAUGAUUUUACCACAACGUGACGAAGAAAUUCUGCUGUGGCAAAAGGCAGGGAACUAUGUGGCGAUCCCGUACACGUUGGAGCCCUCUCUGAGCGCCGCACAGCGCCGGGCCAUCCCUGACGUCCUCCGCUCCAUCGAGGUCGGCACGUGCAUCCGCUUCACGGCCCAGCCCGGCCCCUGCGACCGUGGCGGCGCCAGCGGCGGCGGCGCGAAACUCUGCUUCCGCUCCGGUCCUGAGAGGGCAGCACACCUGGGUCGGCGGCCGGGCGGACCCCAGGCGGUGACCCUGGCGCCUGAAGAUGGGCCCUACUGGGUGCUCCACCUGGUGGGCCAUGUGCUGGGUCUGCCGCACCCACACACCUGUCUGAGACCUCAGCAAGACGCCCAGAACACUACCAGGAAAGGCUGCCGCUCACGCCAGUGUCCCUGGCGACAGUUCGACCCCGGCUCGGCGCUGCACCUGACACCUGAGGAGCUCGGCCUCUGGGCACCGCCUCACACCACGCGCCUGAGCUCGGCGUCCGCUCUGCUGGCGCUGUGGCGGACCCGGCGUGCGGCCCGACCCUCGCACUGGGACCUGCUGGCGCUGCACGAGCUGUACCGGUGCUGGGAGGGACGCCCCCGCUGCCCGCCGCGGCCCUGCCGGCACGGAGGGUUCGCGGACCUCCGCUGCCGCUGCAUCUGUCCCCCGGGGUUCAGCGGUGACGACUGCAGUGUCGGGAUCGGGCCGGCGCAGGACUGUGUGCGCUAUGUGGAGGUGGAAGAGGAUCUAAACCUGUCGCCGAUCGGACUGCCCGCACAGGGAGCUGCCGGACCGGCGGACCAGUGCGUGGUUCGAGUGAGGACUUCCUCCCAGCGGCUGCGGGUCCUGGUGAGGGUUACGGGGGAGUCCAGGAUGCCGCCAAAGCAAAGUGUAAUGCUCUUCGCCGACGCGUUGUUGUGCAGUGUUAAGAUGUAUGUGUUUUACAACGGAAGCCAAGAGAGGAUCUUCUGCAUCCUGGAUUAUCUGGCAGAGCCGCUGUUAUUGAACGUUGCAGGAACGUUUGCUGAUGUAGUGUUUCAUGCGAACCCGUCACAACUGAACAUACACCAGACAUGGAAGCAAGCGAGAGUCGUGGUGCGUUCGGCUGAUACGUUGUCCAAAAACCUGUCAGAAAACGUAACGUCGACACCCACCACAACCUUGCCAACUGUCACCUCUUCAUUGGGACCACAGCAUUAUGGAAAAGGUCAGAUGCGAUCGGCAGUUGGCGCCGUUCCCUCAAUGAACCUGCUCAUUUUGCCGCCGAUUUUAUUUGCUUUGAUGGGCUUCAACUUCUUGGUCGUGUUCGUCAUCAAGAAGUACUGGGAGUACCGCUACGGCACCGCGGGUAUUUACCGGGGCACCGAGCGAGCCGACUGGAUGGACCAGGAUGAGGAGGAGCCCGAGGACUACCAGAUCAAGGUGGAGUACUCCAACAGCUUCGACGCCAUCAAGCCCGGCUGGGAGGGCAUGACGAGGGAGACCUCGGUACCGCAGGCCGAGAUGACCGACCUGGAGCUGUUCCGCACCAUGUACGGCGUGCCGGCACGACCUCAGCCUGACGAUACCGAACAGGAGCCGACGCCGCCGGCCCGCGCACAGGUACCGGCAGAGGGGGAGGGUCCCACUGAGAGAGACAGGGCGGGGUCACCGACACCGGGCAAACAGGAGAGUCUCACCGUACCCGCUGAGGCGAGUACCGGUGUAUCGGGAAAGAAGAGCCUCACCAAUACUGGUAAACCAGACAUCAGCAAAUCCAAUGACAAGAGACCUGCAAGUGUCGAUAAAGUGAAAACUGCUUCAUCCGUCCAUGCUAACCUCGGGCAGACUACCGACAUAGAGGCGUCCCACUCGCUGGAGGGAAAAAUGAGCGACGGCUACCUGAAACCAUUGGACCCACUCUCAAAAACAAGGAAGCGAGUCAGUUUUAGCGACGACAUCGGCGAGCCGCUGUCAGUUCACGCAGAUCUUCCAACUGAGAAGAAAGGAGAAAAACCUCAAACAUCCACAGCCUCAAAGAAGCCAUCUGAACCGAAAGUGGCGACGGACGUGUGUAUCGCUGUCCCAUUCAGCGGAGACGCCCAGCCACAGUCGACGACGGCUAACGAUUCUGACAGCGACGACGACUCGGACGAGUCUUCCUGCUGCGAUACCUCGUCGUCAAGUUCCUACCAUGAGGAUGACGACGACCUCAAGAAACCAGAGCCUGGACUUCUGCAAGGAUUGACGCGAUGUUUUCAAAGGAAAACAAACAACGAUUCGAGCGAAAUACAAUGACACAGCAA